AUGCAGAGGCAACGCGCACCAUGGCGGGUGCUGGCGCUGUGUUUGAGUUUCAGUGUGCAUCGGCUGCUGACUAUGGCAGGAGGUGGCAUCCCAGCGGUGAUAAUGCUUUCGUGGUAUUUCAGUGCGCUAGGAAGGAGUGUCACACUCUUCCAUCCUUUCCAGGCAGUAGAUAUGCUCACUGCAGCAGCUGCAAGCACCUCUGAAAUCACAGCCGGUGAUGAUGAGCCAAGGCCAAGCACUUCACAAAUCACAGCCGGUGAUGAUGAGCCAAGGCCAAGCACUUCACAAGCUUCAGGACGAAUUGGAACCCCGCGGGGCUCCCCAAUCAAAGAGGGCCCAUUAGGAGGGGACGCGAGGUCAGACUCAGAAGAUGACGGUGGCAUUCCGUCUCAAGAGGAGGCGAGGCGACAGCUGGAUCAACUCAUACGCAGAGCAAACAGUCUGAAAGCGACGAUGUUCCACAUGCGAAGAACUACGGACGAAGCCUCGAGAUACUGGUCUUCAGUCGAAGCAUAUGUACAAAUGCGAUGCAGAAAGUGCGUGAGCGAUCUGGUGAGUGAGCUUCUGACGGUGUUGCAUGUACUGUUGGUACAACAGAUACGGAUGGCCCGCCACGACUGGUCACAAACGUUCCUUGCUGCCUAA
Toxoplasma gondii ME49 is the source of this 645-nucleotide messenger RNA. RefSeq lists its product as hypothetical. The transcript has a single exon. The coding region runs from base 1 to 645 and encodes 214 amino acids. Lineage: Eukaryota; Apicomplexa; Conoidasida; Eucoccidiorida; Sarcocystidae. The record is from RefSeq and is a predicted model, not a curated record.